CGGGCAUAAGGUACAUUUGACCACCACAGGGGUACCCAUGUUACACUUAUAAAGCAGACACUACAGUAGACUGCACCUGAGCCAUGGCUCUGUCUAAAUCAGCCCGACUGUACCUCAAGAUUUCUGACAGUCUGUCAGAAGAAGAUGUCAGAAAUCUGCGAGCCUUGGUCGUUCAUGACAGGAUUCUUGGCAAGUCUAGAGUCGAGCGCGCGACGCCUCUAGAAAUCUUCAACAUGUUGGACGACAACAUGGCCAUUGGAGAGGGAAAUUUGGGCUUCCUCGAGCAACUUCUCAGGAGUUUGGGGAAGGGAAAGCUUGCAGACGAAGUUAGGCACCUUGAACAAGAACAGAAAAAAGAAGGUACCAGCCAGUCCAAUGGAGCCGAAACAAAGAAAAGUGUUCAAUCAACAGACGAUCAGGACACCCAAAUCAGCUUAAAUCGCCUCCAUGUUGAGCUGAACACCCUUGCAGUAAAGCCAGACAAAGACCACCAGGACUGGGACAGAAUGCUGGACCUGUACUGUCAGAUAGGAGAUCUCUACAGGACAAAACUGCACCUGCUCCAGUCAGCUCUAAAGUACUACCAGAAGAUGCUAGAAUGCUCUCAGGCCCUGUCGAAAGACACAAAAGAAGCAGAGGCGUACAACAGAAUUGGUCUGACAUAUGAGAUCUUGGGUCUACAUAAGGAAGCAUCCACAAACCACGAGAGAGCAUUGGGUAUCUUGAAGGCAAAGGGAAGGGAGACUGAAGUCUGUGCAGCUUACAAAACCCUGGCAUCCUCUCUAGCAUUGUCAGGUCAAGUGUCAGAUGCAAAAACUCAUUAUGAAUCAGCCUUGGCUGCUGCCAUGGAAGCAAGGAACAAGACUGAACAGUUGGACAUCAAUAGUAAGCUGGGUGAUUUACACAGGGAACAGCUAGAUGAACCACGUGAAUCACACUGGUACUACACAGAGAUGCUGGCACUGGCUAAAGACUUGGGGAGGGAGGACCUGGAGGGGCAUGCCUACAACCGACUGGGCCUGGCCUGUGGGGACAUGCAGGAUAACAAGUCAGCUCUGAAGUGGCAUCGGAAGGACCUGACGAUGAGCCUGGAUGCUGGGGACAAGACAGCGCAGAUAGCAGCACACACGAACGUGGGCAACGCAUACAGGCUACUCGGCAAACACGACAAGGCGACAUCCCACUUCAACUCGGCCUUACAGCUGGCACAGCAGACAGGGGACCUACAUGGACAGAUGGAUGUUUACAUGAAGAUGGGUGAGAUGCACAGGGAGCAACUCCACUUCCCACACACGGCACUACAGCACUAUGAACAGUAUCUUUCUCUAGCCAGGCAGUUAAUGGACAGGCAACAGGAGGGACUAGCUUACAACAGGCUGGGACUGACCCACCACGAGAUGGGGGAGUACGAGGAGGCUCUGAAGUGGUACGAGAGAGCCCUGAAGAUGCAGGAAGACGAUGGGGACAAGGCAGCACAGAUCGUACAGCACACGAACAUGGGAGACACGUGUAGGUUACUGGGUCAACUGGACCGGGCCAGAUCUCACUACCAGUCAGCUAUGGCCGUUGCCAUGGAGACAGACAACAAAUAG
This is a messenger RNA of Branchiostoma belcheri (Belcher's lancelet), 1592 nucleotides long. RefSeq names its product tetratricopeptide repeat protein 28-like. The transcript has 2 exons. Gene Ontology annotation, biological process: regulation of apoptotic process. Gene Ontology annotation, molecular function: protein binding. Lineage: Eukaryota; Metazoa; Chordata; Leptocardii; Amphioxiformes; Branchiostomatidae. Bases 84 to 1592 code for a protein of 502 amino acids. The record is from RefSeq and is a predicted model, not a curated record.